This is a messenger RNA of Coffea arabica (coffee), 1047 nucleotides long. Its product is annotated as protein SLOW GREEN 1, chloroplastic-like. Lineage: Eukaryota; Viridiplantae; Streptophyta; Magnoliopsida; Gentianales; Rubiaceae. Gene Ontology annotation, molecular function: protein binding. The record is from RefSeq and is a predicted model, not a curated record.
AUGGACUCAAGUUCAACUCUAGCAUCAUCAUCCUUCCUCAUGAUCAAGUCAACUUCAAUCCCAUCUUUACCAAUAUUGAAGAAGCAAAUUCAUUUUCAUUCUUAUAAGCCCCUUCACAGCAAGAAGUUGAUGAUCAUCAAUGCCUCUUCUGCUUCUUCUAACUCCUCCACUCCAAACCCCUUCAUUUCCACCCUCAAGACCACCACUGCUGCUGUCAUUUUUGCGGUGGCCGUGUUUGGGUCCUUUGGGAAGUUCAAUAAACCAGCUAGAGCAAUUUUUCCAUUUCCACCAACUCCAACAUCACAGCAAAACAUUUCUGAUGCCAUCGGAGUCUUCAAAGAAGUUCUUCAACCCUUAAAGAAAUCCAACUCUGAGGCCACUGGGGCUGUGUUGGAAUCAGAGUUGCAUCAGAAACUGAAUCCUGAGGCCAUUGAGGCCUUGAAAACUUUGCUUCAGAAGAAACUGAAGGCUAGCAAGAAGAAAGAAUGCUUGGAUGCAUUGCACAAGUUAACCUCAGCUCAGCCAGAAAUCACAGAUUGGACGUUUCUUGCUGCAAGACUAUUGAAUGAAAUGGGGAAUACACAAGAAGCAAUAGAAGUUCUGUUGCCUAUUUUGCAGGAGGGUGAUCUGCCUUCUGUCUUGACAAUGUUUGAGAUUUCAUUGUUGGUGGACUUGUCUGCACUUAAGGAACAUGUAAAGUGCUUCGAGGAAAAAAUCAGGGAGUCAUCAGAGGGUGUGGUUGAUCAGGAGAAGCAGGGGAAGGAAGAGAGAUUUCUUAUGCUAAUCUUGGCACAGUUACAAUUCUUGCUUAAUAAUGUGGAUGAAGCAUUGAGGAUUUAUGAGGAACUUGAAAGGCAGGAUCCUAGUGAUUAUAGGCCUUAUUUUUGUAAAGGGGUGAUAUGUACUUUGCUUGAUAGGAAGAAAGAAGCUAGAGAGCAAUUUGCUAAGUACCGCGAACUUUCGCCCAAGAAAAUUGAGGUGGAAUGGUACUUGAGGACUCCUAUUCGAAGAAUGAGGCUGUUUCUGACUCCCGAGGAUAAGAAUUGA